AUGCCGCCGAGGCAGCACACCGGGGCGAGCCUCGCCUUUCUCAUACUCAUGAUAUGGCUUCUCAUGCCCAUGGGUGACAUGGGCGGGCAGACCGGUCCUCUGCUCUCCGUGAUUGCCGGGCGCCGACUGGCCAGGCACCGUGCCGCACUCGAAGCGCUCAACGGCACCCAGUGGGGGGACUUUGCGCCGAACGCACCGGAGGCGUCGUCCUUUGUCAACAUUACAGGCUUCAGAGAAGUGGACGGGCUUGCGUGGGAGGACCUCGACCGAUUCAGGGACAAGAGCCUACAGCUAAGCCGGCACGCGGUGGCCUCCUCCGCGCCUACGGGCGAGUCGCCAUCGCUCUGGGACACGGCCGACGGCGAGCCGGUCUGGACGACGGCGUCCGGUAACCUCGAAGGCGACUGGGUAUACCGCCCCGGAAGUGUAUCGCGGAGCUAUGCGAGCUAUAAUCUCAGCAACAGCGUCCCCGAGAUCGACUGGAUCGGUGAUCGCGUCGGCUGGGGCCGCAACAUGACGGGCAGUGCCGGCCGCAUGCACCUGCACCUCGAGGGAAACAAGACGACGACGGUAUAUGAGCAGCUGCCACGCGACAGCGCGUCGUCGCUGCCGCUGUCGGGUGGACUCAUUCGCAGCGUCCGUGGCGCGCUGUCGGUCGAGGACACGGCUGGCUCGCAAUCGACGUGGGAGAUGCGCCUCUGGGGCGUUCACUGGCCGCGGCAGGGCGUUGUGCUUAUGACGACGACGAGCGAGAAGUUUGAGGGCAUCUUUGGCCUACCGCACCUGACGCCGGGCCCGGACUUUUUCCAAUCCAGCAAGGCGCUGCUGACGCAACGUCUCAACAAGGUCCUCGAGGCCAAAGAAAACAACGUCUACAGCGACCAGACGGUUCCGUGGAGCUCCGAGGCCCAGAGCCACCCACAGUUCCUUCUCAGCCCCGCGCCGCAGUGCGAGUACGUGCUCUAUGCCCAGGUGCACCCCCCGGAUCGGGACCGUCUGAGUGCCGGCGACGGCGUUGUGGAUAACUUGGAGGCGACGCGGCUCAUCGCUGCGAUCGAGGAGGAGCUGGCAUCACCACAAGGCGCGCCCAUCGGCCACGUCCCCGCGCUGCGCAUGUCGGCGGUCGUCUACUCGCCCGACUGCGCCUUCUUCCUCGAGUCGAAAGGCCCGCCCGAAUACCCGCCCGGCGAGGCCAACCACCUCACGGGCGUCAAGGCCGAGGUGCAGACGCACCUUGUGCGCGCGUGGCUGCUCGUCUUUGCCUGCCUCGUCUUUGGUCAGGUUUAUCUCCUCAAGAACCAGAUGCGCGAGACGUGUACGCCGUCAACCAUGGGCCGCGUCAGCUUCGGCACGGUCGGCGCCAUGGUCAUGGUCGACGGCAUCACCUUCACCGCCGCCGCGACGUGGGUGUCGUCGGCCCGCGCGAGCUUCCUGCCGACCCUAGCGCUCAUGUUCGCGGCCUUCCUGUCCAUGACGAUUGGCGGUAGCUUCCUCGCCAAGAUCUAUGAGGUCCAGUUCCCGGAGAACAACCCGCGCCCGGAAGCGUCGUCCGCCAACAAUACUAAUGCCAACACAAAUACCAACACCGCUAUGCCCUCUCCCGCACCGUCGGCGGCUAACCUCCCGUCGUCGGUGUCCCUUCUCCCCGGCCCCGUCACAGCCACUGGCCGCGUUGGCGGCAUCAUCCCUCCUUCCCAACCCGUAUUCGUGCCCUUCGAUGGCGACGUCGAAGCCGACGUGACCGACGGCGCCUCCGCCCUCCCCAUCCGCACUGCCGCCUCACCGGCGGCCACCACGCCGCCGCGGCCCAACUUCCAGGCCAUCAUCGGCCGCUUUAUACUCAUCAGCCUCGUCUUCAGCUUCGUCACGCUCUCCUCGCCGACGUGGUACCCGUCCGCGCGCGCCGUCUACCUCGACCUCUGCGCGCUCGCCUACCUCUCGCUCUGGCUGCCGCAGAUCCGGCGCAACGCGCUCCGCAACUGCCGCCGCGCCCUCGCCUGGCCCUUCGUCCUCGGCCAGUCGCUGCUGCGUGCCGCGCCCCUCGCCUACUUUUGGCUCUGGCCCGGCAACUUCCUCUUUGCGCGCACCAGCCCGCGCUCCUUUGCCGCCCUCGCCGCCUGGCUCUGGCUCCAGCUCGUCGUCCUCGCCGCGCAGGACGUCCUCGGCCCGCGCUUCGCCGUGCCCGCGGGCUGGCUCCCCGCCGCGUGGGACUACCACCCCGUCCUGCGAGAGGACAACCUCGAGGCCGGCGGCCUGCCAAUCGGGCUGCUGGCCGUCGACGACGAGGCGGGCCCCGCGCCAGAUGGGAGCGCGCGGCGCCGGCGAAGCAGCAGUGCUGCUGCGGCGACGGCGGGGGAAAAGGCAAAGAGGGCUGGUGGCAGCAGUGCGCGGCACGUCAUUGACUGCUCCAUCUGUCAGGAGAUUCUCGAGGUGCCCGUCGUCCGCGCUGGUGGGGACGAAGAUGGGAGUGGAAGCGGCGUCGGCGUGGCGAACGUGUUUGCGCGGCGCAUGUACAUGGUCACGCCGUGCCGGCACAUCUUCCACACGGCGUGCCUGGAGAGCUGGAUGAAGUUUCGGUUGCAGUGCCCGAUAUGCAGAGAGGACCUGCCCCCUUUGUAA
Cordyceps fumosorosea ARSEF 2679 is the source of this 2619-nucleotide messenger RNA. Its product is annotated as Zinc finger, RING/FYVE/PHD-type. The record is from RefSeq and is a predicted model, not a curated record. The transcript has a single exon. Gene Ontology annotation, molecular function: zinc ion binding. The coding region runs from base 1 to 2619 and encodes 872 amino acids. Lineage: Eukaryota; Fungi; Ascomycota; Sordariomycetes; Hypocreales; Cordycipitaceae.